Messenger RNA from Candoia aspera, 7472 nucleotides. RefSeq names its product activating transcription factor 7 interacting protein (gene ATF7IP). NCBI's taxonomy places the organism in Eukaryota, Metazoa, Chordata, Lepidosauria, Squamata, Candoiidae. Bases 208 to 3582 code for a protein of 1124 amino acids. Gene Ontology annotation, molecular function: protein binding; transcription coregulator activity. The record is from RefSeq and is a predicted model, not a curated record. Gene Ontology annotation, cellular component: transcription regulator complex; nucleus. Gene Ontology annotation, biological process: regulation of DNA-templated transcription. The transcript has 15 exons.
CUCCCACCGCUGGUCUGUGUGGGUGGCGGUUUCCUCUAUCAUCGCAGGAAGUACUUGUGCCUGAGCAUGCGCGUUGCAUAAGCGCGCCUGAAACCCUCGUUUCUACUGUUCGCUGACGAGGAGGUUUUGUUUAGUGGAAGCGGCCAUUUUCCUGAUUUUUGAGCAGUCGAGGACGGCUAACCUAGUCUCUGAAGCUAUCGAAUCAAGAUGGAAAACAGUGAAGAGCCUCAAAAAAAAGUUUUUAAGGCCCGCAAAACCAUGCGCGCAAGUGAUAGACAACAGCUUGAAAGUGUAUAUAAAGUAAAAGAAGAGUUUUUGAAGAACACUGAUCUGAAGCUGUUAAAUGGAAAACAUGAAAAUGGGGAUUCAGAUAUCAGCUCUCCUUUACUAAAUUCUGACUGCAUUGAAGAAAGAGAGGUGAAUGGCCUAGAAGAUGUAUGUCUUGAUUCUGAAGACAGAAAAAUAGAAGCUGAUGAAAUCACUGAUGUCAAAAGUCCAGAUAACAAGGAAAACCAGCAUGGUGACUUAACAGCAAAAUUUGAAACUCUUUCUCCAGAAAAUGUGGUUUCUGAGCAACAUCAUGAAAACAGUAGCCCAUCUUUAAGCCCUGAACCUGAAAGUCAAGUACUUGAAUGUAAUAAAGAUAAUGACAUCCAAGAAGAAAUCAUUAUAAAAGAUGACCUGAAUCAUAAAGAUGUUUAUGUAGAAGAUACUUUGGACCAGAAAGCCUCAUCAAAUCAGACUGAAGAAGAAAAUAAAGUAACCUGUAACAUUAAUGACUACAUGAUAGAACCAGCAGAAACAAAUGAGCUGGCUAUUACUCCUGAACUGCCUAUGCAGGAAAAAUGUAGUGCAGAGGAAGCUGUUGUAAAAGAGAACAUUGAUGAGGAAGCAAUAUCUAGUAGUUUGAAUAUAGAUGAAGGUCCAGAGAAUGAAAUUAACAAAUCUGCAGAUGUUCUAGAGACCAAUGCUCAAAAAACUGUAGAUGAACUAACUGAGGGUAUGUUGGGAAAUGCAGCCAGCAUGGAAACAGAUGAAAUUAUUCCAAUUUUAGAAAAGCUAGCCCCAGCAGAUGAGUUAAAUUGUUUCUCUCAACCCAUCUUGCUUCCUGUGGAGACUCCCAGCUUAAGUCCGGAAGAAAAGGUAGAAAAUUGUUUAAAUUCUCCAUCCAAACAUGAAAGCAAUGAAAGUUUACCCAAAGAAGCUUUCUUGGUUCUUUCUGAUGAAGAAGAACUUUGUUGUGACAAAGGAGCUGUAGUAUUAAUGCCAAAUCAUGGAAAUCCUCCAGAAGUUAGAGAAGAAGAAAAAGAGAAAGAACUGGACCACACAGAAGAAAAAGAGCCCAACAAGGAGGAAGAGAAACCUCCAGAAAGAUGUGAGGCAUCAAGAAGAAAGCGUUCUAAAUCAGAGGAUAUGGAUAGUAUCCAUUCUAAACGCCGGCGGUAUCUGGAAGAAUUUGAAGCAGAAUUUGAAGUAAAAAUUACAACCAAAGGAGAUGUUCAUCAGAAACUUGAAAAGGUCAUCCAUCGUUUUCUAGAAGAGAAAUUCAGUGCCCUGCAGUGUGCUUUGUUUGAUAAAACACUAGUAGAUUUGAAAACCAGAGUAGAUAAGAUUGAAUGCAAUAAGAGACACAAAACCGUCAUUACAGAACUACAGGCUAAAAUUGCAAGAUUGACAAAACGUUUUGGAGCAGCUAGAGAGGACUCAAAGAAAAGACCAGAGACUCUACAAAACACACCCCAUUCCCCAGGAAAAGCAAUGGGUGAUACAGGCAGUGUCAACAGUGUGACAUAUCGAAAUGCUGGCACAGUGAGGCAGAUGCUGGAGUCCAAGAGGAAUGUAGGAGACAGUUCAUCAACUACUUUUCAGUCCCCUGUGAAUACAGUGUCUGCUGCUUCUCUUACUACUCCACAGACACCAGUCAGUGGACAUCCAAAGCCACAAACACCAGUUACUUCUGCAUCCCUCACAUCUGGCUCUUUGACAACACCUGUUCUUCCCACAGCUAACACUGCAACAGUAGUUGGUACCAGCCAGGUGGCUGGUGGCAACACGCAGCCAAUGUCUGUUUCACUGCAGUCUUUGCCAGUAAUCCUGCAUGUACCUGUUGCAAUGUCCUCUCAGCCUCAGCUCCUGCAAGGUCACACGGGAACCUUGGUUACUAAUCAGCAAUCUGGCAGUGUUGAAUUUAUACCUGUACAAAGCCAAUCAAAUGUUGGUAAUCUAACCAAAACUCCUUUGUCUCUAUCAUCGGCUAAUUCAGCAAAACCAAACAAUAGCCCUUCAGUGUCCGGUUCAAGCAUUCAGAGGAACUCUCCAGCUAGUGUUGGCUGUUCAAUAGGGACAACCCUUGCAGUACAAGCUGUUUCAACAGCACAUCCUGUUGCACAAGCCACAAGGACUACUUUGGCUACUGUGAGUACUUCAGGAAUAUAUACUCCUCCCAUCAGUAGGAGCUCCAUACAGAUGAAGAUUCCUAUAUCGGCCUUUAACAGUUCAGCUCCUUCUGAAACAAAUACUACAACACCUAGAGUUGAGAAUCAGACGUCCAGGUUGUUACCACCACCUCCACCGCCACCAGCAGAUAAUUCAGCAAAUAAGAAAGCAGCUGAAGUGCCAUCACAGACUGGAAAGGCUACAGGAAGUAUUGCAGCUGGAGUAAUUGAUCUCACACUGGAUGAUGAAGAUGAUGGUUCUUCUCAAGAUGGCAAGAAACAGAACCAGAACCAAUCUAACUCAUCUGGAAUAGGCCUAUCAGCCCCAUCUAUUGCUCGUCCCUUACAUCCAGCACAGACAAGCCCUCUCCAACAAGCGGGUGUGCCAACAAGUGGCCUGUCACAAACCACCAUACAUGUUCUCCCCACAGCUCAGACAACUGUGAAUGUAACACAUCGCCCAGUGACUCAGGCUACUGCUAGGCUUCCAGUACCAAGAGCUCCUGCUAACCAUCAAGUGGUCUAUACUACUCUUCCUGCACCAUCAGGACAGAAUCCUGUGCGAACCACUGUUAUGCAAAAUUCUGGUUUAAGGCAGAUCAACCCACAAAGUUCAGGUGUAACAGUGCGAGUGCCUCAAACAACAGCUUAUGUUGUAAACAGUGGGUUGGCUUUAGGAUCUGGUGGACCUCAACUCACAGUACAUCAUCGACCUCCUCAAGUACAUUCAGAGCCAUUGCGGCCUGUGCACCCAGCCCCACUGCCAGAGGCCCAGCAGCCCUCCCGCUUGCCUCCUGAAGCUGCUAACCAUUCUUUGCCUCAGAAGCCACACCUAAAACUAGCUCGAGUGCAAAGUCAGAAUGGCAUUGUGCUUUCCUGGAGCGUUUUGGAAGUGGACCGGAGCUGUGCCAGUGUGGAUAGCUAUCACCUAUACGCAUACCAUGAGGACCCCAGUGCCACUGUUCCCUCUCAGUGGAAAAAGAUUGGGGAAGUAAAGGCCCUUCCUCUGCCUAUGGCAUGCACACUUACUCAGUUUGUGUCUGGCAGCAAAUACUACUUUGCAGUUCGUGCUAAAGAUAUCUACGGGCGCUUUGGACCCUUCUGUGACCCCCAGUCAACAGAUGUGAUUGCUUCCCAAAGCAGUUAAACUUAAGACUUUGAAAGCUUCCAUUCUUGCCCCAUGGUUGUGGCUUACUCUAGUUUGGGGUUUGUUCUCAUGCAUGAAACUCAUUGUAAAACCUCCUCAGCAGAAAAUUGUUUUGGGCAGCUCUUUCAUAUACUACAGAACUUACAACCAAAACUGAAAUAAAUUCCUAGCCUCCAGUGAGAGAGCUUGUAUUUCUGAUGAAGUAGUCUCAUCUUCGCUCACAAGCCACUGAACCUAGUAAAUAGUGAGAUACAGAGCCUUGGGAAUUUGGCUUCUUGCUGACAUGUCUCAUGUGGCCCAGCAGAAAUGUCAAGCAUUGGCACAAGGGCAGAGAGUAUUUCAGCAGUCAGGUUAGGAAGGAAAUCUGGAUUUGUGCUUUCUUUGGUCCUAGAACAGUGACCAGUUGUACUUUAAAAGGCAUCACCUGCUUCCUAAAGGGCAAGGGAACUUAUCCAUGAUCAGUUCUUGAGAAAUGUACGUGGUUCUGCUUAUUGGAGUGAGAAAGGUUUCAGGUAGGUUUGUAGAGUAUUUGUCACCAGAACUUGGGAGUAUUUUGAAGCCCACACUAAAGCCAGGUUUGUAGAAAACUUCAUUUGCAUUUUCAGUAGCUUCCUGAUUCUCCUUUUAUGGUCCUUCUCUUUUUUAAAAAUAAUUUAAUUUGUGCCUUAAAUAAUAAUUUCAAAAAUAAACGCAGUCACACUUUCUGUGUUCCUCUUUCUUUGCCCUCCUUUCAAUAUUCUGCUCUUUUGCCAACCCUAGAAUGUCAUAAUCUCUCAUUGCAGAUUCACUUGACAAGUAAUACCCAGGUUUUCUAAUAAUUCAUGCUAAUGUUUACAUUACUUAUUUAAUGUAAUCUCUGAAGAUGCAUCACUCUCGCAAUGUCUGGCUGUGUCGUGCUGUUCUUGAGAAGAUGGUAGGUGGCCAGAAAAGAAGAAACUUCAUUGUCUUAACAAACGCACACUAAUACCUAGAAUUCUGUGUAACCAAAACCUUAUGAAAACAAAUUAUCCUAAUUCUGUACUGGCUGGGUCAAGACAACAGAAUAGAUCCUCCACUUUUUCCAAUUCAGCAAAGCUAAUACCUACUGCAAAUACAUAAGCCACGCUUGACAUGGAAAUCGAAGAAAGCUGUACCAUACUAUAUUCCAGAGAAAAACAGGACAUCCAUUGUCUUCCUGUUGAUAAUCCCUAUUAGAGAGAGAGUGGCAACUCUUCACUGCAUUGCCUGGCACUUCCUAUUACUGCCUGUUGUGAAGCAGAUAGGGUUGGAAUAGAAAUGCAAAGUUCAAAAAGGACAGUCAGAAGCUAGCUGAUACUAUGUAUUUUAGGAAGACAGGGUCUUAAUUCUGUUUCUGUGGGAACAUGUAUUUCAGUAAAGAAAAACCAUGAGUCUUGUGGCAUUUUGUGUCUUUUUUUCCCCUGAAUGAAGUGGAAACUUGUCUUUGUAAGUGGUGUAGUCAGAAACUGUUUUUGAGUGGAUGAAUUUUGUUCUGCUUAUUAGGAAUUCCUCAAAUCGUGAUCAGCAGGUAAUUGGCACAUAAUCAGUUUAUCACAUUUGCUUAUUACCUUCAAAAAUUACCUUGAUCUAAAGCAACCACUUAGCUAGAAACCAAUUUCUGAAAUAGUCACAAAUAAGAUUUUUUAUAUAUUUUGGGGGGUGUAUUUGGCCCACCUCUAAUAAUUUGUAUGCUAAAAAAUGCAAUAGGUAGCCAAUAGAAGGGACCAGAAAGCAAUGGAGGGAGCAUUUAAUUACAAAAACAUAAGAUUUUUUUUAAAGGAGUGUUGGACUCCGCUGUUCAAUUUGGCAGUCCCAAUUGUUUAUAGCCAAGUAUAUUGUUAUUUGUCCUUUCUCAGAUUUUACUGUACUUGGAUAAUAAAGUCAAGCCUGAGAACAUCUGGGAGGAAAGUAUACUUUCAUAAGGCGUGUAACUUUCUUUUUGGGGUUAGGGGACUGGAGCCUACAGUUUUAACAAGUACCAUAAGAGGUCAUUCAAGAACUUGCAUGGGAUGAAAGAUUUCAUUCCAUGUUCAACUAAGUUUGUAGCAUUAAUUUCAGCAUUUCUUAAAAUAGCAUUUUAGAGCAUAGUUUUUUGCCUUCUGAUUUAUGAGCUGCAACUGAUAGGGCAGGAUGCUACAUUUUCCAAAACAGAAUGGACAUGCCUCACAAAUUAUAUAAGGUGAUACGGAGUAAAGCAGAAACAAAUUAUUUUGUGUGUGAGCAACUGCAAACAAUUCAGUAUUUUGUAUUCUGUGCUUAAUUCUCUGCUUUGUCCCCAAAAAGUUAUCUGAAUCUGCAGAUUUGCAACAGAUAAUGGAAACUUUGUUUUCUAUCAAACUACUCUAAACAGGAUUACAUGGCAUCAGACUGGAGUGAUACCAGGUUUUUAUUAUUCUGUGCUCAUUGAGAAUCUGCAUCCCACUCAGCAUAAUUUGGAUAGAGGAGAUAUUUUCUGAAAGACCUUAAAGAAUAAAUGACAAGAAAAUUUCACUGUCUACAUUGUGCUAUAUUAGUAUUUUUUUCCCACCACACUUUCUUUACUGUGGUAUGUGGCUGGCCCAGUUUAAACUUUUUUUUCCUACAGCAGUUUCACUGUGAGACUAAAAUUUUAUAUGUAUUUCAGCAAUGUUCUGCUCUUUGUCUUUAAUGCUGAGAAUACAGCUACUAAUAACAUCAAGUUCCAUUUCAGAAGAAACAUAAAUUAUAGAAGUGAGCUAGAUGAUUGCUUUUGGUUGUUAGCUUAUUUCCAUUUUCAAUUUUUUUUUUCAAGUUACAACUCAUACAGAUAAAACCUCAACAAUUGGUUGGAUUUAGAUUGUGAAGAGAGCAAGAGAUGCAACAUAUGCUUUUUAUAUUAGCAAUUUGAUGGCAGAAGAUACUGGUGUUCAGUGAUACUGUCAAAUAUCCUAAGAACUCUGAACAAAAAAUGCUAUAUUUAAGGUUUACUGAAACAUCCAGAUUAACUCUAGUCUGUAUUUUCAGUGUGUUUGGGCAAUUUCUGUGCCUCUUAAAAUCUAAAUUACACACAAAAAGACAAGAUAAAUUGUGGCAAAGUGAGAGCAACCUGUUAGAAUUAGAACAUGUGUUGUACUGCAAUAAAUUACACCGGUUUGCUCAUUCAAGGUUAGACUGAUCCAAUCAAUUAUUACUACUUGUCUAAGAGUUCUUUGGCUCUAGAAUCCACAUUACAUGUAGAGUUGGUGCUUCAGUAGUUUUAUAUUUGUUCCUUAACUUGCCAUAUCACAGUAUUAGCUAGGAGAACUGCAACCAGAGUAUGAAACUACAUUGUGAUGAUGCUAUCUUAGAACUUUUCGUAUUCUCAUUCAUUCAGUGGCAAAAAUGUCCAUUUUGCAUAUGAAAGCUUGCUAUGUUGAAGAUCUUUCCUCAUAUUUGGGGUGUAUGAAAAUUGGGUAACCAUUUUCAGCAGUACAGAAGUAAUGUUGAGAUUAAUGUACAAGUAUGCAAGUUAAAAUUGUUUUAUCAUUAGAUCUCACUUAUAUUUUAAAGCAGAUGGAUUGGUUUCUUACCUCCUUGUGCUAGCUUGAAAAUAUAUUUUAAGGCUGAGUUUAAAUUUUAUCUGUAAAUAAAGCAACUGGACAGCCAAAACUUGAGGUACUCUUCAGACUUCAGUAAUUUAUCAGCACUGACAAAAUAAACUUAUACAAAACACCUUAUAGAAAUUUGCACUCUUGAUUUUUUUCUUCAACAGAUGAACAUGUAAAUAAAAAUAAUGUAGGAUGUACCAAAAAGUCCAGUUUAAGCAGGACAGUGGCAAGUUCUCCCUAACUUUUAUAUGCAUUGUAGACUAGUGUCUGUAUAUGUGUUAAUUGUAGUGGGGUUUUGUCUGAUACACCUGAGAUUUAUACUUUGAAAUAAACUACUGGGUUUUUAAA